UUCCUGCCCUGAUGAAAGCAUGGAAUGGCUCCAGCACUACCACGACCCUUGAAGGGCGCCUGGCUGCCCGACAACUUCAAAGGGCGGGAGCGGGCUCGGUCUGCGACUGCGGGUCAGACGCUGCUGUGAUUUGCUGUCGAGCGAGUGAGACGACGUCUGCCGUGACGACAGCCACCGGAGCGUCUUCCUUCGAACGGGGAAGUGCGUCUUUAUGGGUGCAAGACUUGAUGGCAUUAUCAAGGAUCGAGGGGCGCGGGAGUGCUGGAGCCUAUCCCAGCUGUAAAUGGGCAGGAGGCGGAGUACAGCCUGAAGUGGUUGCCAGCCAAUCGCUGGGAAACCAGAGUGCCCGGAGGAAACCCACACAGGCACAGGGACAACAUUCAAACUCCACACAGGCGGGUCUGGGAUUGAACUCGGGACCUCAGAACUGUGAGGCCAACGCUUUCCAGCUGAUCCACCAUGCGGCCACGAGCACUGCUGAUGAUCUCCAGAGGCUUUGCUUCACGAGGAACUUGUCAGGAAAAGAUCCACAUUUCCCAGGGACGAGUGUGGGUGAAAGUGAGAAGGAAACGGAGAGGCAGAGCGUAAGUUUGAGUGAAAGCCAAAAAAGUGAGAAUUCAAAGGAAUGGAGGAGUUCAUGUAUUGACAGGGCGGGUUAAGAAUGUGAAGGCUGGGCUCAGGCUGCAGAAGGAUUUGCGAUAUCCACAAAGAGAGCGCACCAACUGCGAAAAAAGUGAAUAGGAAAGAUGGCAGCUCUCCGUCAGUGACUUUUGUACGUCAGAAGAACUGCGGCGGAGAAACAAAAAGAUCCUUUAAUAUGACUUUUGUUCUCCAGAAAGUGACCCGGGGAACACAAACGCAUUGCUAAUCAGUUUAACCCUGUUACACCGCUUCGACGUUCACAUGACGCGCGGCUGACAGAACUGCCAGGCCCACUCGAGAGUUAAGCGCGGCCCCCGGUGCCCGGGGCAGGGGCAAAAGCCCCGACCUCCGGGGCACGCUGACCCGGCGGGGGGACGCAUCUCGUGGCAUUUUGACAUCAGGUUCAGGCACAAUGGCAAUCGCUCUAACAGCAUCUCAACCUGCUGCUAUUAUGACAUUAUCCUCAUUCAAAUGAGGGCUCAUUGCUUUUGUUUUUGGAUUUGUCUCCGGUGACAUUUUGUUGACGGACUAGGUCAGCCCGGUGAGGAGCGGGUCACAAACUGACACAAAUGUCAAAAAUGCUUUCCUCGGCUAUUUAAACAUAAUCAGUCGUGUUUGCUCGGUCAAGUCAAGUCGACGUCUAAAUAGGAAGCUUUUUUUUUUCCCCGACAUUUUGGGACACAGUUGCCAUGAACUACAAAUAUAUUAGCAUUUUAUCAAUUAUAUUCACAGGUGGACAGUGAUGGUCUCCUGGGUGUACCGUUAUCAUGAACCAUUCAUUAAAAUAUCAAUAACCCAGCAAAAAAAUAACAAUAAUAAUAAUCCAUGGCCAUUUUGACCUGAACCUUCCUCAAUUAUCCAAAAGUGUCAGAAACGGAAUAAAAUCCUGAUGAAUGUUUAUAUCUCAACACAAUUACAAAUCAAUAUUUGGCACAUAACUACUAACAGAUCAUUCUUGAUUUUUGCAAAAAAAGAAAUGCAUGGUAAAACAGUUGUCUUAACAUGUAUAGCAAUAAAUGUUUAUGAGUCCAUUUUACUUCAGGCUUGCUUUCUUAUCAAAAAGUGUCAGAUACUGAAAAUAAAUCACAAUAAAUGGCAUGAUGAAAAUAAUUUAUUUGCGAUCACAGCUAAGACUUUAAUACAACAUUAAAAAAAAUAAGACUGUAUAUGCAUGUGCAUAGUCAACACUACCAGAAACUGACUAAAAAUAUUAAAAAAAAAAAAAAACUAUUCAUGGGAUUAUUGAUCACAAAAUCAAUAUGAAGUCCAUACCGUGGAAAUCAGUGUAUUUACCAUUUUCUACAUUAAAAACUGAAACAAAUGUGGUCAAAAAUGAAAACUGAACUUCAGUAUUUUUUUAAGCUUAUUUCACCAUCAUCUCAUUUUGCCCAAAUUUUAAAAAUGUAUCAUUAUCCUGCCUCGAAAUUUUACAUAAAAAAACAGCACCAAAUCAAAUAAGGACUUUCACAAAAAAAUGAACAAUUCAUUCAGAUUCAUACUGAAAAACUACUUAACACAACAGGGGGUUAAAAAGUGUGCCGAAUUUAAUG
Molecule: messenger RNA, 2192 nt
Organism: Syngnathoides biaculeatus (alligator pipefish)
Lineage: Eukaryota; Metazoa; Chordata; Actinopteri; Syngnathiformes; Syngnathidae
Exons: 7
Coding region: 12-659 (215 amino acids)
Source: RefSeq, a predicted model, not a curated record